GUAUUAAGUAAUGAAAAAUAAAAUAAUUUUUUUGUUUUUGUUGUUUUUGGGCACAUCUUUGAGUGCUAAUAUCUUAUCGAUUCAGAUGGUGCCUUUUUACAGCCACCAAGUGAUUCAUCAUAAACUAUUAAAAGAAUUAAGUUUGAGAGGACACAAUUUGACAGUUUUUUCAACACAUCUUAUGAAUUUUAAUGGAUUAAAUGUCACUCAAUAUGUGUUUCCGAGACCAAAAGAAAAGGAACUAGCAAAGUUAAAGCUCUUUGAAAGUAAAUCAAAAGAAAUAAGCAAAGAAGAAUUUUAUUUAAUUAAUCUUUUUGGUGCAACUUUUGAUGCAACAAAGAAAGAACUUGAACACACAAAGAUUCGAGAACUUAUGUCUAUGCAAUCGGAUACAAAAUUUGAUCUUUUGAUCAUAGAGUGCGGUUUCUGUUCAUUGAUAGUGUUAGCAGAAAUUUAUAAUUGUCCAAUUGUUAAUAUCUAUGCGGCAGAUCCUACAAAUAAGGCGCAUGAACUAAUCGGAAAUUAUGUAAAUUCAGGUCUACAUCCAGAAAUUUACGCAGAACUAAUUGGAGGUGAAAAUUUAAAUUUUUUAAAACGACUCCAGUCAUUAGUAAUCGAAAACUUUAAUGUUAAAGUUCUAAAGACAAUUAACAUUAGAAUAAGUCAAUUUUUACUGGAUUUAAUAUAUCCAAACCUAAAAUUUCCUGACUUACAUGAGAUUAUGAUCAACCGACUUGCUAUUCUUAUUUCUGGUGAAUCAAUAAUGACCACUAAAGUACGCCCAACAGUUCCAAACUAUCAUCAAAUCGGUUUUAUCCAUGUUGAGUCGCCAAAAAAACUAAAAGAUGAAAGUUUAUGUAAGUUUCUGGACAAAUCAACAAAUGGAGUUAUUGUUGUGUCGUUUGGUACCAUUGCUGUUGACUUUCCCGGCCAUUUUUAUGCCCGAUUUAUUGAAGUCUUUAAAGAACUUCCAUUCAAUUUUAUUUGGAAGGCAGAUUUGGAAAAGUUCAAGUAUUUAAUUUUUCCGGAAAACAUUUUGUUGUUAAAUUGGCUUCCACUUGCUGAUAUUUUAGCCCAUCCAAAUAUCAAAAUCAUCAUAUCACAAGGAGGAUUGCGGACAAUUGAAGAAGCCAUUGAUCGAGAAAUUCCAAUGAUUUUAAUACCAAUAAAUUUUGAUCAGCCUUUCAAUGCUGUAUUACAAACAAAAAAUAAAAUUGCUUUUAAUUUGGACUUAAAUGUUUUCACAAAAGAAGAUUUGAAGGAAGCAAUAAUGGAAAUGAUGAAACCUCAAUACAAAGAAAACAUUAAGUGUGUAAAAUCGUUAGUUUACGAUAAAAUAUCAACGAGACUCGAUGGAGUUGCAGACAAUAUUGAACAACUGAUCAAACAUAAUGAAACAUUCCAUUAUCAGAUGUAUAACAGAAGACUCACAUCUGAUCAUUCUGAAAUAAUGAAUGACUUUUUUUUCAUGAUCGGAAGAUUUGUAACUUUAUUUAAAACAGUGUUUAAUUUUUUUUUGACUUAA
Molecule: messenger RNA, 1525 nt
Organism: Chironomus riparius
Lineage: Eukaryota; Metazoa; Arthropoda; Insecta; Diptera; Chironomidae
Source: the annotation of a GenBank genome assembly